GUCAAACUGAGAACCGCUGUUUGCCUGCCGGCUCAGCUCAGGUGAAAGUUCCACACGUGCAGUACGUUUCUUCGUUGUUUUCGUUCGGGUUUUUAAAUUUUACAAGGUUUGAUCGUGGUUAUGGGGAGAAAGAAGGAUACCGGUGAGAUGGUGAAGAAGGGUCCGGGAAGAAAGGCGAAAAAGCAGCAAGCGCCGAAAAUGGCUGAGCUUUUAGGGAACAAACUAGGUGGGAACGAGAAAAAGAAUAGAAACAAGAAAAGGAAAUUAAAAGAUAUUGGUGGUUCAGAAAAAGAAAAUAGGGUUAAAACUGCAUCAUUUAUCAGGGAAAAGAAGCAAAGACUUGAUAAAUCUAAACCAAAGAAGAAAACUCAACAGAAACCAGUUUCUGAUUCUGAGGAUGAUGAUGAUGAGUUUGAUGAUGGUGAUGAUAUGGAAGAUGAACCUAGCAAAAUGCUAUUUGGUGACAGUAGCGAUGAAGAAAUUGAUUUCAGUGCAAAGUCUAAAUCAAAGCCUUUUAGUGAUGACAAUGCAGAAUGGCUCAAGCUGGCUGAUGGUGGAGAUAAGUCAGAUUCUGAUAUGCCUGAUGAAUUUGAGGAUGAUGAUAAUAAAGAUAGCAAUCAUGAUGAUGAAUCAGGAAGUGAUCAAGAGGCUGAAAGUGACGACGAGAUGCUUCCGGUUGAGAAGAAAGCCAAGAAGCUGGACAAGAAAAAAGCUCGUGACAAAAAACUUGCUGAUGAAGAAAUGAAGACCAACAUCUCUUCAACAGAAGUGUUUGUUUUGCCAAGCGGUCAAGAAAUAGAGAAAGAAGCCAAUGAACCACCAGAACUGGCACUGAUCAACCAGCGAAUCCGAGAAAACAUCCAGGCAUUAAGCAACUUUAGCAAAGCAAGAGAGCCUGGGAGGUCUCGCAAAGAGUACCUUUCUCUGCUUUUGAAAGACUUGUGUACAUACUACAGCUAUGGGGAGUUUCUCAUGGAAAAGUUUUUGGAGAUGUUCCAAUUGAAUGAGCUGAUUGAGUUUCUUGAGGCCAAUGAAGUCCAUCGACCUGUGACCAUUCGAACAAAUUCGCUGAAAACAAGAAGAAGAGACUUGGCCCAGGCUUUGAUUAAUCGUGGAGUAAACUUGGAUCCGGUUGGGAAGUGGUCAAAAGUUGGUUUGGUUGUUUAUGACUCUUCAGUUCCUAUUGGUGCCACGCCCGAGUACCUGGCUGGGCACUACAUGAUCCAAGGGUCUUCGUCAAUGCUGCCCGUAAUGGCCCUGGCACCUCAGGAGAAGGAGCGGGUCCUGGACAUGUGUGCUGCACCUGGUGGCAAGACCACAUAUCUAGCUGCACUGAUGAAGAACACUGGUAUUGUUGUGGCCAACGAUGCUAAGAAGGAGAGAACGAAAGCUCUUGUAGCGAAUAUUCACAGAUUAGGUGUCACCAAUACUGUUGUUUGCAACUACGACGGCCGGGCAUUCCCAAAGGUAAUGGGUGGGUUUGAUCGCACUCUGCUGGACGCACCGUGUAGCGGCACAGGCGUCAUAUCCAAGGAUCCCUCAGUUAAGACCAACAAGACAGAAAAAGACAUCCUUCGCUGCUCCCACGUGCAAAAGGAAUUGAUUCUUGCCGCCAUCGACUCAGUGGAUGCUAAGUCGCCGACUGGAGGAUACAUCGUCUACUCUACUUGCUCAAUCAUGGUGGAAGAGGACGAAUGGGUUGUCGAUUAUGCCCUCAGCAAGCGUCACGUGAAGCUGGUGCCAACUGGACUGGACUUUGGCCGGGAAGGGUUUUCCAAGUUCCGCGGACGUCAUUUCCACCCCUCCCUCAAGCUGACGCGUCGGUUUUAUGCGCAUGCGCAUAAUAUGGAUGGCUUUUUUGUCGCUAAACUGAAGAAAUUCUCCAACAAAAUCCCCGGAGAAGAAGGUCCAGCUCCCCUUCUUCCAAAGCCAGCGGACGAGGAUGACGAAGGGUCUGGAAACGAAGAAAGCACAGAAACUCCAGGCGGGACAUCACCAAAGGAAACAAACAUAACAACUGAUAAAUCACCUAGCUCCUCGCCCAAGAAAACGAGGCCCAAGUCCAACAAGCAGAAAAAGAAAUCCGGAAAAAAGACUAAGACAAAUUAGUUGCUGUCUGGUAGAAUUAAAGUGAGCAUUACUGUAAUGGGAGACCGUUUUAUUAAAGGGGUCGACCAUGUGAGAAAAAGGGGAGAUCCAUUUGGUGCUACAAGGGGUCGACCAUGUAAGAAAAAGGGGAGAUCCAUUUGGUGCUACAAGGGGUGGGCCAUGUAAGAAAAAGGGGAGAUCCAUUUGGUGCUACAAGGGGUGGACCAUGUAAGAAAAAGGGGAGAUCCAUUUGGUACUACAAGGGGUCGACCAUGUAAGAAAAAGGGGAGAUCCAUUUGGUGCUACAAGGGGUGGACCAUGUGAGAAAAAGGGGAGAUCCAUUUGUUACUACAAGGGGUGGACCGUGUAAGAAAAAGGGGAGAUCCAUUUGGUACUACAAGGGGUGGACCAUGUGAGAAAAAGGGGAGAUCCAUUUGGUGCUACAAGGGGUGGACCAUGUAAGAAAAAGGGGAGAUCCAUUUGGUGCUACAAGGGGUGGACCAUGUGAGAAAAAGGGGAGAUCCAUUUGGUGCUACAAGGGGUCGACCAUGUAAGAAAAAGGGGAGAUCCAUUUGGUGCUACAAGGGGUGGACCAUGUGAGAAAAAGGGGAGAUCCAUUUGGUGCUACAAGGGGUGGACCAUGUGAGAAAAAGGGGAGAUCCAUUUGGUGCUACAAGGGGUGGACCAUGUGAGAAAAAGGGGAGAUCCAUUUGGUACUACAAGGGGUCGACCAUGUAAGAAAAAGGGGAGAUCCAUUUGGUGCUACAAGGGGUGGACCAUGUGAGAAAAAGGGGAGAUCCAUUUGGUGCUACAAGGGGUCGACCAUGUAAGAAAAAGGGGAGAUCCAUUUGGUGCUACAAGGGGUGGACCAUGUGAGAAAAAGGGGAGAUCCAUUUGGUACUACAAGGGGUCGACCAUGUAAGAAAAAGGGGAGAUCCAUUUGGUGCUACAAGGGGUGGACCAUGUGAGAAAAAGGGGAGAUCCAUUUGGUGCUACAAGGGGUCGACCAUGUAAGAAAAAGGGGAGAUCCAUUUGGUGCUACAAGGGGUGGACCAUGUAAGAAAAAGGGGAGAUCCAUUUGGUACUACAAGGGGUCGACCAUGUAAGAAAAAGGGGAGAUCCAUUUGGUGCUACAAGGGGUGGAUCAUGUGAGAAAAAGGGGAGAUCCAUUUGUUACUACAAGGGGUCGACCAUGUAAGAAAAAGGGGAGAUCCAUUUGGUGCUACAAGGGGUGGACCAUGUGAGAAAAAGGGGAGAUCCAUUUGGUGCUACAAGGGGUGGACCAUGUGAGAAAAAGGGGAGAUCCAUUUGGUGCUACAAGGGGUGGACCAUGUGAGAAAAAGGGGAGAUCCAUUUGGUACUACAAGGGGUCGACCAUGUAAGAAAAAGAGGAGAUCCAUUUGGUGCUACAAGGGGUGGACCAUGUGAGAAAAAGGGGAGAUCCAUUUGGUGCUACAAGGGGUGGACCAUGUGAGAAAAAGGGGAGAUCCAUUUGGUGCUACAAGGGGUGGACCAUGUGAGAAAAAGGGGAGAUCCAUUUGGUACUACAAGGGGUCGACCAUGUAAGAAAAAGGGGAGAUCCAUUUGGUGCUACAAGGGGUGGACCAUGUGAGAAAAAGGGGAGAUCCAUUUGUUACUACAAGGGGUCGACCAUGUAAGAAAAAGGGGAGAUCCAUUUGGUGCUACAAGGGGUGGACCAUGUAAGAAAAAGGGGAGAUCCAUUUGGUGCUACAAGGGGUGGACCAUGUGAGAAAAAGGGGAGAUCCAUUUGGUGCUACAUAGGGGUGGACCAUGUAAGAAAAAGGGGAGAUCCAUUUGGUGCUACAAGGGGUGGACCAUGUGAGAAAAAGGGGAGAUCCAUUUGGUGCUACAAGGGGUGGACCAUGUGAGAAAAAGGGGAGAUCCAUUUGGUGCUACAAGGGGUGGACCAUGUAAGAAAAAGGGGAGAUCCAUUUGGUGCUACAAGGGGGUGGACCAUGUAAGAAAAAGGGGAGAUCCAUUUGGUGCUACAAGGGGUGGACCAUGUGAGAAAAAGGGGAGAUCCAUUUGGUGCUACAUAGGGGUGGACCAUGUAAGAAAAAGGGGAGAUCCAUUUGGUGCUACAAGGGGUGGGCCAUGUAAGAAAAAGGGGAGAUCCAUUUGGUGCUACAAGGGGUGGACCAUGUAAGAAAAAGGGGAGAUCCAUUUGGUACUACAAGGGGUGGACCAUGUAAGAAAAAGGGGAGAUCCAUUUGGUACUACAAGGGGUGGACCAUGUAAGAAAAAGGGAAGAUCCAUUUGGUGCUACAUAGGGGUGGACCAUGUAAGAAAAAGGGGAGAUCCAUUUGGUACUACAAGGGGUGGACCAUGUAAGAAAAAGGGGAGAUCCAUUUGGUACUACAAGGGGUGGACCAUGUGAGAAAAAGGGGAGAUCCAUUUGGUGCUACAAGGGGUGGACCAUGUGAGAAAAAGUGGAGAUCCAUUUGGUACUAGGGGUGGACCAUGUGAAAAAAGGGGAGAUCCAUUUGGUACUACAAGGGGUGGACCAUGUAAGAAAAAGGGGAGAUCCAUUUGGUACUACAAGGGGUGGACCAUGUAAGAAAAAGGGGAGAUCCAUUUGGUACUACAAGGGGUGGACCGUGUAAGAAAAAGGGGAGAUCCAUUUGGUGCUACAAGGGGUGGACCAUGUGAGAAAAAGGGGAGAUCCAUUUGGUACUACAAGGGGUGGACCAUGUAAGAAAAAGGGGAGAUCCAUUUGGUACUACAAGGGGUGGACCGUGUAAGAAAAAGGGGAGAUCCAUUUGGUACUACAAGGGGUGGACCAUGUAAGAAAAAGGGGAGAUCCAUUUGGUACUACAAGGGGUGGACCAUGUAAGAAAGAAUGGGCAGUGCACUUCAUAGAACAAGGGAGAGCUAUGUGAGGAAAAAGAACGGUCCAUUUAAAAGAAAAAGAGCUGGAUCAUGUGGCUCAAAAUGGGCGAUACAAUUGAUGUAUUAUCUUAGUAUGGACUAUGGGACAAAAGUGGGGUCAAUUUAAAAAAAAACAGGCAGUGGCGCUCUGCCUCACUUUCUGUGUAUUUAAGCUGCCAGCAAACAGCGCCAACUUCGAUUAUUGCUAGAGCAGCGCCUAGCAUAACUACAAAGCAUAGAGAAUGUUUGCUGAGCUUGACAUGAGCUUUAUCAUUCUGCAAUGGGUCCCAAAAUGCUAGAUUGUUGGCUGAGCGUGACAUAAGCUUUAGCAUUCUGCAAUUGUACUCAUGGUGUUAGAAUGUUGGUUGGGUUUGACAUGAGUUUUAUCAUUCUGUAAUUGGUCCUUUAAUGUUAGAAUGUUGGCUGUGCUUGACAUAAGCUUGAGCAUUCUGCAAUUGGUCUCAUGAUGUUAGAAUGUUGGCUGAGCUUGACAUUGGCUAAGCUUGACAUUGAUUAUGUUAUUGCGGUUCAUUUUUUGUAUCAAAUUUUGAUUUUAUUUAGCUCGUUCAUACUAUUUUUUUUUACUUUUACGAGUCUUGAAAAGGAAAAAUACCACAGAUUACAACAGUUUUCGAAUCUAGUGUAAACUUAAUAUAACGAAAUAGAAGGGAAUAAAGAAAAUAAUCGUAAUCGA
Molecule: messenger RNA, 5671 nt
Organism: Nematostella vectensis (starlet sea anemone)
Lineage: Eukaryota; Metazoa; Cnidaria; Anthozoa; Actiniaria; Edwardsiidae
Product: probable 28S rRNA (cytosine-C(5))-methyltransferase
Exons: 23
Coding region: 121-2109 (662 amino acids)
Biological process (GO): rRNA base methylation; maturation of LSU-rRNA
Cellular component (GO): nucleolus
Molecular function (GO): RNA binding; rRNA (cytosine-C5-)-methyltransferase activity
Source: RefSeq, a predicted model, not a curated record